AUGGCUUUUGGUGGGGUGGGGGAUAAAAGAGAAGGGCGGAGGGGUACUAAUUGGCUAGCGUGGGAGAAUAUGUGUAGUAAAAAGAAGGAAGGAGGUAUGGGGUUUCGGGACUUUAGGAGUUUUAAUUUAUCUUUACUUGGCAAAAAACUGUGGAGGUUCUUAACAAAUCCUAAUACUCUUUGUUGUAGAGUGUUUAAAGCAAAAUACUUUCCAAAUAGUGAUUUAUUUUUUGCCAAUGUAAGUAAUGGUGCUAGCUUUGUUUGGAAAAGUGUGAUGGCAUCAAAGGAGUUAAUUCGAAGGGGUACAAGGUGGAGGGUGGGUAAUGGAAAGAAGAUUUUAGUGGCUUCAGCUCCCUGGAUUCUUAAGGAGGAUACCUUUCUUGUGGAUGAUGGCCCCGAUUUUAUUGAACCACAUCUGCAUGUUUGUGAUUUUUUUGAAGGUAAUGGGAGGGUUUGGAACAUUGCUCUUUUAAUAGAGAUUUUUUCUUCAAGAGAUAUCAGGGCUAUUAUUAGUAUUUCUAUUAGUAUUACCAAUAAGGAAGAUUCUUUCUUGUGGUACUUUGAUAAAAGAGGUGUGUAUACGGUGAAGUCCGCAUACUUUGUGUGUAUGGACUUGCUAGGAAGAUCAUCUUUUAAUGUGGGAGGAUAA
Messenger RNA from Manihot esculenta (cassava), 648 nucleotides. RefSeq lists its product as uncharacterized. The coding region runs from base 1 to 648 and encodes 215 amino acids. The record is from RefSeq and is a predicted model, not a curated record. Lineage: Eukaryota; Viridiplantae; Streptophyta; Magnoliopsida; Malpighiales; Euphorbiaceae. The transcript is spliced from 2 exons.